CCAGCCUGUUUAGAGAAACUCCCCUUUCAGCACCCUGGACAGAGGCAGCGCCGACCGCCGAUUAUUUCAGCUGAAGUAAGGUUGCAGGGUGCAGGCUCACUUCCCCACCUCUCAUUUCAAGGGUAUCGACGCGACGUUAAAGAGCAACUUGAUGAAUAUUCAAAGUUUCCGUUCUCGGCGGCUGACGAAGGGGAAAAGGUCGAAGGAAGUUCUUUUUAACUUUUUACCGAAAUUCUUCCACAAUCGAACAAACCUCAAGUCCCUCUCCAGAGGAUAAUUCGCCAGGAAAGUGCGGGUUUGAAUCCACAUACUCAGUCGCUUGUUAGAGUUUUUGUUGAAUCGCAGACGCGUGUCUUACUACGCCCGCUUUAUUCCAUUGGAACAUCUUCAAAAUGCUGCUUGAACACCCGGGAUCAAGCUGUCAAAACACCGGGAAUUUCUCCCGGUACAAUUCUGGCCAAGAAAUUCCAGUGUGUGCAGGCUGCAAUCAACACAUUGUCGACCGCUUUAUCCUCAAAGUGCUUGAUCGCCACUGGCACAGCAAGUGCCUAAAGUGCAGUGACUGCCAGGCACAACUGGCGGACAAGUGCUUCACCAGGGGCGACAGUGUCUACUGCAAAGACGAUUUCUUCAAGAGAUUCGGGACCAAAUGCGCAGCUUGUCAGCAGGGGAUUCCGCCCACACAAGUGGUGAGGAGAGCGCAGGACUUCGUCUACCACCUGCACUGCUUUGCCUGCAUCGUAUGCAAGCGGCAGCUUGCCACAGGUGACGAAUACUAUCUGAUGGAGGACAGCAGGCUGGUCUGUAAGGCCGACUACGAGACUGCCAAACAGAGAGAGGCCGAUUCUACUGCAAAAAGGCCACGAACGACCAUCACUGCAAAACAGUUAGAGACGCUGAAGAACGCUUACAAUAACUCUCCCAAACCUGCCCGCCACGUGCGAGAGCAGCUGUCAUCAGAGACGGGCCUGGAUAUGCGGGUUGUGCAGGUAUGGUUUCAGAACAGACGAGCUAAAGAAAAAAGGCUGAAGAAAGACGCCGGGCGGCAAAGAUGGGGGCAGUACUUCCGCAAUAUGAAGAGGUCAAGGGGAAGCUCCAAAUCUGACAAGGACAGCAUCCAGGAGGAGGGCAUGGACAGUGAUGCAGAGGUGUCCUUCACAGAUGAACCACCCAUGUCAGAGCUUGGCCACACUAAUGGCAUUUACAGCAGCCUGAGUGAGUCCUCUCCAGCUAUGGGAGGCCGCCAAGCGGGCAACAACCACAACUCUUUCCCCCUUGAGCAUGGCGUCCUCCCCUCUCAGGACCAGUUCCACGACAUCCGCUCCAACAGCCCUUACAGCCUUCCUCAAUCGCCGGGGUCACUUCAGGCGCUACCCAGACACCAGCCUCUGAUCUCCAACCUAGUCUACCCUGACUCUGGCAUAUCUAUCAUGACCCAAGGCAGUGGACCUGGGAUCAACCCUGCUGUAAGGGUUUCCAUGGGUGCAGCUAACGGCCCCAGCUCAGACCUCUCCACUGGCAGCAGCGGUGGAUACCCAGAUUUUCCCGCCAGUCCUGCCUCCUGGUUAGAUGAAGUGGACCACGGGCAGUUUUGAUUGGUCAACAACAAGAAAUUUGAGCUUUUUUUCUGCAUUUUUGUGUCUUCUGUUGGAUUUUAAGAUUUGGAAAAUAGUCACACAGGACAGUGAUUGUGUAAGGAAAGGAAGAAAGGGAACGCUGUCCUUGGAUCUCACCAAUAGCUGAUUCAGUGUAUGUUGUCUGGAUGAAAGUAAGGAAGAAAAUGUCCCUCAUUUUAAGCACUUGGCCUAACAAUUAUCCUUCAGUAGUAAGACUGUAUGCAAAGUAAGGAGUUCACAAAUUCUCCAUUUUCAUACAUCUCUCUUUAAGAACAAUAUAGAGACCACAGGCACACUCAGAAAAUUUAGACAUCAACCUUUUGUUUGCUUUACCCACUCUCCCACUCCUCCCACUGCUUUUUGAUAACUACAGUGUGGUAGGUGCAGAAUUCAGUUAGACAUUCAAAGUCUUUAAAUGUCUGGUUGUUGCCAAAUGUCUAUAUAAAUAUAUAUAAUGGUUUAUCAUUGUGGAGACUUUAUUUUUAUACAAACCCCUUCUUGGACAUGAAUAAGAACCUGCAUAUGAGGACUUUGUACAUUCUUGAACAGGGAUAUAGGCAAAAAUGUAGAUGUUGUCUUAAAUGGUACCUAGGGAUCCAAUUACUUCUAUGCAUUUGUGUGUUCUCAGAUGUAUCUCGUUCGUUUCAUUCUACUGGAAAACACCCCAAGGAAGAACUGUAGUACCCGGGGUCUGAUGUAUAUGUUUGUUUCUGUGGAAAAAACAAUGUUUUAUGUCUUAUUUAUUCUGUCUGGUAAUGAUGAUGAUGAUGAUGAUUCCUAAUUAAAUGACAGGACUUUAAUAAAUUUGUCACCUAAAUCAAAAUGGAAUUCAGUCCUUUUUGGUUGCUCUACAAAAUGGUGCAUCAUACAUUAUGAGACCAAAAGAAUAAUGAGUGCUCAUAAAAGUAACUGAGUAAAGUGUAUAAAAGGUUAUUUGGAAGAUUAAAAAAAAAAAACAAAAAAAAAACUGAAGAUAAAAUUUAAUUAUAUUUUGGACACAUUUUAAGUUAUUUUAAGCACUUGAAAAAUUAUUGUCAAAGCAAAGAAAUAAGAACUAACAAAUGAAGUAUCACCUUUUAUUCAUCUUACCUGCAGCAGCAUCUAUCUUAUAUCUAGCAUAUCUAUAGUACAUAUCGCCACAGUGACUGUGAAACCAGAGCAAGCCUGCAGUUCUGCCUGUGUCUGCAAAUUGAGUAUCUGGCUAACUACCAACACUGUAUCAGGGGUUCAACAGCUCUUUAGUGGAGAAAUUUGAUGCAGUCAACCCAUCAAUUCAGAGAUUACUGGGUCUUGUUUGCCCAAAUGCCCCUAUGGGAAAGGAAUCUCCAAUCCAUUAUCCAAGAAGGGAUCAAGUGCCCCUUGUGAAUUUCCUCAUUUGUUUAGUUAUUCAAAGUCAGAUUCAAUUAAAUAGAUUAAACAGUAAAUGUGUGUGUGCAUGCAAGUGAAUGUGUGUGGGGGAGCCUGUUUACGUGUUUGCUUCUAUAAGCGCCUGUGAUAUGUGCGUAUGGAAACACCCUUGCAUGUCAGUAGGUGUUGAUACGGAUUUUAAAUCCUUAUGCUUUCUAUACCUUUUUUUUUGUUUAAAUUGUAUGCAUUUAUUUAUAUAUUGAUGUAUGUGCCUGUCAUCUAUAAGCCAUUUGCAGUGGGUUCUUAAAGCCAGUAUUUUCACUUUUUAUUUUACC
This is a messenger RNA of Archocentrus centrarchus (flier cichlid), 3298 nucleotides long. It is a transcript of the gene lhx3, whose product is annotated as LIM homeobox 3. The record is from RefSeq and is a predicted model, not a curated record. The transcript has 6 exons. Bases 393 to 1595 code for a protein of 400 amino acids. Gene Ontology annotation, molecular function: RNA polymerase II transcription regulatory region sequence-specific DNA binding; DNA-binding transcription factor activity, RNA polymerase II-specific; zinc ion binding. Gene Ontology annotation, cellular component: nucleus. Gene Ontology annotation, biological process: neuron differentiation; regulation of transcription by RNA polymerase II. Lineage: Eukaryota; Metazoa; Chordata; Actinopteri; Cichliformes; Cichlidae.